Molecule: messenger RNA, 3395 nt
Organism: Hipposideros armiger (great roundleaf bat)
Lineage: Eukaryota; Metazoa; Chordata; Mammalia; Chiroptera; Hipposideridae
Gene: RHOBTB3
Product: Rho related BTB domain containing 3
Exons: 12
Coding region: 287-2122 (611 amino acids)
Molecular function (GO): GTP binding; GTPase activity; protein binding
Source: RefSeq, a predicted model, not a curated record
GAGCGCGGGCGGGGAGGUGCGCGGCCGCCCGGGAUGCUCCCCGGCACCUCCUGACCGGCGGGCAGCGCGCACUCGGCGGCACCCGCACGCCCCGGGCCCUCGCCGGCUGCCGGGCUCCCUGGCUCGCGCGGGCCCGCUCUGCGUCGACCGCGCCGCGGUGCGGGCGCGGGGAGGGGGCCGCGGCCAGGGAUGAGCUGAUUGCGGGUAAAUACGCCGCCGACGGGCCCGAGAGGCCGUGAGGAGCAGCCUUUCUGCGGGUCGCCGCCCUGCCCUUGGAUCGGAGAUCAUGUCCAUUCACAUCGUGGCGCUGGGGAACGAGGGGGACUCGUUUCACCAGGACAGUCGGCCGUCGGGGCUCAUCCGCACUUACCUGGGGAGGAGCCCGCUGGUCUCCGGGGACGAAAGCAGCUUGUUGCUGAACGCGACCAGCACGGUCGCGCGCCCCGUGUUCACCGAGUAUCAGGCCAGCGCGUUUGGAAACGUCAAGCUGGUGGUCCACGACUGUCCCGUCUGGGACAUUUUUGACAGUGAUUGGUACACCUCUCGAAAUUUAAUCGGUGGUGCUGACAUCAUUGUAAUCAAAUACAACGUAAAUGACAAGUUUUCAUUCCACGAAGUGAAGGAUAAUUAUAUUCCGGUGAUAAAAAGAGCAUUAAACUCAGUUCCAGUAAUCAUUGCUGCUGUUGGUACCAGACAAAAUGAAGAAUUACCUUGCACGUGCCCACUAUGUACCUCCGACAGAGGGAGCUGUGUCAGUACGACCGAGGGAAUCCAGCUUGCUAAGGAACUAGGAGCUACCUAUCUGGAACUACACAGCCUUGAUGACUUCUACAUAGGAAAAUAUUUUGGAGGAGUGUUGGAGUAUUUUAUGAUUCAAGCCUUAAAUCAGAAGACAAGUGAAAAAAUGAAGAAAAGAAAAAUGAGCAGCUCAUUUCAUGGAAUUCGACCACCUCAGCUUGAACAACCAGAAAAAAUGCCCGUCUUGAAGGCUGAAGCAUCACAUUAUAACUCCGACUUAAAUAAUUUGCUGUUUUGCUGCCAGUGUGUGGACGUGGUAUUUUACAACCCAGAUUUAAAGGAGGUUGUAGAGGCCCACAAGAUCGUUCUGUGCGCCGUCAGCCAUGUUUUUAUGCUACUUUUCAACGUGAAGAGCCCGGCUGACAUUCAGGAUUCCAGUAUCAUCCGAACUACCCAGGAUCUCUUUGCUAUAAACAGAGAUACUGUGUUUCCAGGUGCUAGCCAGGAUUCUCCAGGCAACCCACCAUUACGAGUCGUCGUUAAAGAUGCCCUCUUCUGUUCAUGUUUAUCGGACAUUCUGCGCUUCAUUUAUUCAGGUGCUUUCCAGUGGGAAGAAUUGGAAGAAGAUAUCAGGAAGAAGUUGAAAGAUUCUGGGGAUGUUUCAAAUGUAAUUGAGAAAGUUAAAUGCAUUUUAAAAACACCAGGAAAGAUUAAUUGCCUACGGAAUUGCAAAACCUAUCAAGCCAGAAAACCUCUGUGGUUUUAUAAUACUUCCCUCAAGUUUUUCCUUAAUAAACCAAUGCUUGCUGAUGUUGUCUUCGAAAUACAAGGUUCAACGGUGCCAGCCCACAGGGCCAUCCUGGUGGCCCGUUGUGAAGUGAUGGCAGCCAUGUUUAAUGGGAAUUACAUGGAAGCAAAGAGUGUUCUGAUUCCAGUUUAUGGUGUUUCCAAAGAGACUUUCUUGUCAUUCUUGGAAUACUUAUACACAGACUCUUGUUGCCCAGCUGGCAUUUUCCAGGCCAUGUGCCUCCUGAUCUGUGCUGAGAUGUACCAGGUGUCCAGACUGCAGCACAUCUGUGAGCUCUUCAUCAUCACGCAGCUGCAGAGCAUGCCAAGCAGGGAGCUGGCGUCCAUGAACCUUGAUAUCGUUGACCUGCUCAAAAAAGCCAAGUUUCACCACUCUGAUUGCCUUUCAACUUGGCUACUUCAUUUCAUUGCCACUAACUACCUCAUCUUCAGUCAAAAGCCUGAAUUUCAGGAUCUUUCAGUGGAAGAACGCAGCUUUGUUGAAAAGCACAGAUGGCCAUCGAAUAUGUAUUUGAAGCAGCUUGCGGAAUACAGGAAGUAUAUUCACUCCCGGAAAUGUCGUUGCUUAAUAAUGUAACCUGUGCUUUUAUAUACAUAUACUUUUUAAAUUAUUAUUAUGAAGAAUGGGAUACCUCUGGAUUCCAGUAAAAUUCUUGUGACUGCAAUAUGGGUGUUUAAAAAAAAAAUCACCAUACAGCUUAAUGUGUUUAUUAGCUCUCUUUGAAAAAACUGCUAUUGUGAUCUUAAAAGGGAGCAAAAUAUACCAUAGAAUAAAUCUAAAGCGUCACUCUAGUGUAUAAAGCUGUUGUACAGCUACUUUUAAGAUGCCCUUUUGCUUUAGUGAUAUUAAUAACCUUAGUUAAGAAAUGUUUAAAUUUUUUUAAAAAUCAUAUAGGAUUAAUACAGAAAUUUUAUCAUGUCUGAUGAAUUGCUCUGUUAAAAUAAGGGGUAUUAAAAGGCCCAGUAUAACUAUUUCUAUAGUGAAAAAUCUAGGGGAAGACGGCUCAAUCUGAAACUUGAGGAGUGUAAAUUUGCCUGGGAUUUUGAAUGUGAAAUGCCACUUGGUUCCAAAUCAGUGACAGUGUUUGAAUAGUCAUGAAAAAGAAUUCUGUUUUUUUUAUCUGAGCAACCGAAUUGAGCCACCUUGUCUCUUCCCUGGGAUUCUGAUUAGGUGGGAAACCUAAACAGGGAUGAUGUUCUGGCGAGGUAACCUGUGUAGUUGUACCCACGCUUUGAAAGGCCCCUGCUUAGUUCAAUGCUCUGCUAUCGCCGUCUUGAAAUUCAUAAUAAUGUUUGAAGAAGGGCCCUGCGUUUCCACUGUGUACCGGGUCCCCAGAAUUAUGUCUGUCUCCUAGCAGGAUAUGUACUAUGUUUUCUUGUUCAAACAUCAUUCUUCCUGAAAGCAGAAAAGAGGCACUGACAUCAAGGGAAGAGGAGGAGGCUUUCUGGAGAGAAAAGAGAAUAUGGGGAUUCUGGGAUCUUUGGAGAAGUCUCUACCACCCAGGGCCUCUGCGGCCACCUCCACUGGCAAGUGAGAAAUACCUUGUGUUGUCUUAGCUUUAAAGCAGCUCUGACUCUAUCACAGGUGAACAACUACUUUAUUGAUCAUUCUGUAAGACCAGGAUUUUGGUAAAAAGUGACUGGCGUGAUUUAAUACGAAUUUAUAAAGACGCUCAUAGGAAACAAUGCUUUCUAGAGAAUUCCUUAUUGAAAGCUCAAGACGUUUUUGUUUUAGUGUAUUUACUAAGAUUAGGAUGUCAGUGGCUUGAAUUGUUUGAAUUCUUUCUGAGGACCGCAAGGUGAUUUGAUGAGGAGUAGCAUGAAUCUUGCCCUUCAAGAUUAUGUAGUAA